AUGGCCACACGCGGCUCACACUUGCUCUUGUGGCACGCCCUCGCCGCCUUCCUGCUGGCGGCCGAGCUGUGCGCCGCGUCCUUCAGCCUCACGCCACACGUCGACUACAGGAGGAAAUUCUCGUGGGCGCAGGCUAGGAGGUUCAUCAAGGAGACGCAGGAGCAGCUCAGCGCCGACCUCCUGCACCAGAUGGAGGAGGCGACGCGGGCUGAGUACAGGCAGGUGCCCCACCCGAUCGCACACACGUCGCAGCUUCUCCAUGAGGGCAUCGACUGCUCGACGAUCACCUCGGACCUCCACCCGAAUAACCUCAAGGGCGACGUGCAGCUUCGACCCGCCUGGAUCCUCGACUCGCGCUUCAUCGGCGACUGCCCGACGCGCUUCGUGAGCCGCGAGCUCCCGCCCAAGUACUUUCCGCCGGUGGUCCUGGAGGCGCAGUGCGUGUGCGGCGGCUCGCACUGCUCGCAGGAGGGCCACCAGUGCCAGCCCGUGUCGCGGCAGGUGCCCGUCUGGGUGCGCCGCGGCCGUGCCUUCCACGUGCUGGACGUCAUGGAGGUGACGGUGGCGUGCAUCUGCGCGCGGAGACGCAGCUAUCGGGCCAACAACCUCAUCAUGGCGGCCAUCCAAAGCUAAGCUGGCGGCCGCGCCUCCCGAAGGGUUGGCCAUUUGCAUCGGGAGUGUUCGGGCGAAGGCGGCGGGGUGGGCGCCGGGCGAGGGAUCGCCAACCGGCGGAAGCCCCGCACUUGUCGGCAUGGAAAGGGCGCGUGUGGUGUGACGCGGCAGCGAUCCUGACGCUGAAGGAAAAUCCUCGGGCGGCACGUGCCAGAAUCAUGGCGUCUUGCAAAGCCGCUGACCGUCGCUGAAAUCCGCAUUUUAAUUAAUGGUUCAGUCGGCACGAAUCAAGUGUCGGUAUUUCAUGAAUUACACGACAUCGAGCUGUGGUGAAUCCAUUAACUGUUCAUAUCCAAAAAAUAUUUAGGAAAUAUGCAGCACCCUCAUUUAAUUAUGAUAAUUAAUGCUGGUCGUGUUUUAUGGCGUAUAUUACUGAAUGUUUUAUAGAAUGCCGUUUUUCAUCUUCCAGUGAACUGUUUGAUAAUCAAAAAGGUUUAUGCCUAGUGUUAAUGAGAUGAAUUAAACCUCUGAAGAGACUAGUUAAUAAACUAUA
This is a messenger RNA of Penaeus vannamei (Pacific white shrimp), 1165 nucleotides long. RefSeq lists its product as uncharacterized. Gene Ontology annotation, cellular component: extracellular region. The record is from RefSeq and is a predicted model, not a curated record. Gene Ontology annotation, molecular function: cytokine activity. Lineage: Eukaryota; Metazoa; Arthropoda; Malacostraca; Decapoda; Penaeidae.